AUGGAUUAUCUCUCUCCAAUCAGUCCUGGAGGCGAUGACUGUAGUGAAUACACACCAAGCACGAAAAAUUACGACGACAGUUUGAACGCUGCCGAUUAUGGCGUUAUCGGUGGGUACUUUGCAAUCGUCAUAUUCACCGGCCUCGGAGUCACGAUUUAUUCAAAUCGGCAGCGGAAGAAAGCCGGGGCUGAUCAAGAAGCGAGCGACUUCUUUCUUGCCUCGCGAUCGAUGUACUUUAUUCCAGUAGCUGCGUCACUCUUUUCGUCAAACAUCGGAUCGGGUCAUUUUGUUGGCUUAGCAGGAACAGCAGCUGCGAACGGCCUCGCCGUCGGAGCCUUUGAAUGGAACGCGAUGGUGAUUCUCUUGGUUCUUGGCUGGCUCUUUCUUCCCGUUUAUACUGCCGGAGGGAUUUCUACAAUGCCCGAAUACUUGCGAGAGCGUUUUGGAGGCCAGCGAAUUCGAAGCUUCUUGGCCGUUUUGAGUCUUCUCCUCUAUGUCUUCACCAAAAUCUCAGCCGACUUAUUCGCCGGCUCUAUUUUCAUUCAAGUCGCGUUGGGCUGGGAUAUUUAUCUCUCUGUCAUUGUCCUCCUUGCUAUCACUGCUGUUUACGCCGUUACUGGAGGAUUAAAAGCGGUCAUUUACGUGGAGGGAGUUCAAACAAUUAUUAUGGUUGUUGGUGGAUUCAUUCUUCUGUUCAUGGGUUUGGCGGAAAUUGACGGAGGCUUCAGUGGUUUGUUUUCCAAGGACUACCCUUGCUCUGCGCCGCAGAAUGACAACAACUUGAUCGUCAACGGCACGGAAAUUUCCGACGAGUGUUUGUACCCACCCGCCGUCUGGAACAACAUCAUUCGACCGGCCGAUGAUCCAGAUUUCCCCUGGCCCGGUGUCGUCUUUGGAAUGGCGGUGGGCUCCAUUUGGUACUGGUGCUCGGACCAGGUCAUUGUCCAGCGAACGCUUUCGGCGAAGGACUUGAGUCAUGGAAAACUUGGGUGUGUUUGCGCUUCGGUUUUGAAAGUACUCCCGGUGUUUUUGAUGAUGGUGCCAGGAAUGAUUUCAAGAGCUUUGUGGCCUGAUGAAAUUGCUUGCACAAACGCGGAAACUUGCAAGGCCUUUUGCGGCACUGAAAGUGGCUGUACAAAUGUGGCUUAUCCAACGCUUGUAAUGCGCAUUUUGCCGAAUGGGCUCAAAGGACUUUUGCUCGCAGUCAUGCUCGCGGCACUGAUGUCAUCAUUAACGGCGACGUUUAACUCUGGCUCUACCUUGUUUACGAUGGAUAUAUGGAAGCGCUUCCGUAAACAAGCCGGAAACUUGGAGUUGAUUUUGAUUGGAAGGUUGUUUAUGCUUGUCCUCAUCGGUAUUUCGAUUUUGUGGCUCCCAUUCAUCGCCAAUUCCAACAGUGGACAGCUGUUUGUCUACAUCCAGUCAGUUUCAAACUUCCUCUGCCCGCCGAUCGCUGUGGUCUUUACCAUGGCGAUUUUCUGGUCGCGGACAAACGAGCCGGGCGCGUUUUGGGGAAUGACACUUGGCCUUAUCGUUGGCUGCACUAGAAUGAUGCUUGAAUUUACAUCUGCCGAGCCCGGUUGCGGCGAGGCUGAUAGCAGAUCAUUGGUGCUCGUCAAGGUGCAUUAUUUGCACUUUGCUUUGGUUUUAUCCGCGUUUGUUGCGAUUGUCACUGCCGUCGUGUCACUACUUACACCACCUAUUCACCCCAAAUAUAUUCGUCGUCUAACUUUCUGGAGCCGCUUCCAUCCAAAGCCCCGUGUUUCUAUGUCGGCAAUUUCAAGGCAACGACACGAAAUGGCAGAAAUUGUCUCACCCAAAGUGGAAAUCCAGCAGGAAGAAAAGAAAGGCCUCCGCGCUCGAAUCCAACGACGCUGGUUCAAAAACGAAGUCGACCCCAACAAGCAAGUGAAAUACAACAUCGAAGGCUUCUCGAUCGUCGAAGACAAAAAAUGGGAGCGCGCUGCGAAUAUUGGCGCAGUCGCGAUAACGUGUUUGACGUUUUUCUUGUAUGGCUUCUUUGCUUAG
This is a messenger RNA of Oikopleura dioica, 2028 nucleotides long. The record is from the annotation of a GenBank genome assembly. Lineage: Eukaryota; Metazoa; Chordata; Appendicularia; Copelata; Oikopleuridae.